Molecule: messenger RNA, 603 nt
Organism: Acanthosepion pharaonis
Lineage: Eukaryota; Metazoa; Mollusca; Cephalopoda; Sepiida; Sepiidae
Source: the annotation of a GenBank genome assembly
AUGUUCUUCUUUCUUUAUAUUAUAUCUAAACUUAACACCGAAACGACUAUCGUGGUAACAAGUUCAUUUGAACUUCAGAAAUCAGAUUUAAUGGAUCUGUCUCCAGAGGAAUUAAUUGAAAUUAAUCAGCUUUUUGAAAAGAAGUUCUGCUACACUUCAAGAGGCGAUGAAGAAUGGCCAUGGCCAAGUCUUGCUACUUCACCCCAUGAACAAGAUUGGCAUCAUGAGGCAAUGUCUCAGCUGAGAGACCAGCUGAAUAUAUGCAAAGACAUUGUUUCUGUUGAUGACCCUCACCUGUUUACAGUCCACCUAUGUGAGGCCCCAGGGGCUUUUAUUACCUCUUUCAAUCAUUAUUUAUCAAACAAAGCAUUUACUGGUAAAUGGGGCUGGAUUGGUACAACAUUGAAUCCCUAUUAUGAGGGAAAUGAUUUAGCCAAGAUGAUUGUUGAUGACCGGCUCAUUCGAAAGACUUUGUCAAACUGGUUUUUUGGAGAUGGAACUGGAAAUAUAAUGAACAAGAAUAAUUUUAUGCAAUUGCUGGAACUUGUUGAAACCAAGGAAUCUGUGAAAUUGGUGAAUAAACUCUUUUCUUUCUUUUAUUAA